AUGAGAACUGGCACUUUGCUAGCUAGUUUUGCAGCCCUGGCUGCUGCAGCUCCCUCAACUCAAUCACAUCCGGAAUCUACAUCCCACCCACUCGUUGUUGACCAAGCACCAGACACACCUCGCCCGUAUGUCCUCCCCAAAGGCUUCGGGCGAGCCGUGUCAGUAGGAUCCCAGGUGUACCGCUUUUCGGUAACGGGCAACGCCUCCGAUGGUGCCUUUACCUUACUCCAAACUAAUGCGCCCUCAUCGCCUGGGCUUGGAGUUCUUCCGCAUAUCCACAAAGCCCACUACGAGAACUUCUACUGCACCAAGGGACAGUUUCGCCUUUGGGCCGAGUCUAAUUCGUCGGCACAACAAGGUCGACAAUUAACUCCUGGUGAUUAUGGUGCCGUUCCUCACAAUACCAAACAUACCUUCCAGGUCCUCGAUCCGGAUACCCAGAUGACUGGUGUUAUUCAUCCUGGUGGUUUUGAAGAACUGUUCGUCGCUCUGGGCGACGACUUCUCAUCCAAUACCGGCACCCCAUUUGUCCCGGCUGCUCUAAACGAUUCAAGUUCUGGCACUGAUCCUAAAGUCAUCACGACUCUUGAGUCCUUCGACGUCUUUGCUCAGCUUGAUUUCGAACCACGGCAAGAUUUUAUAAAUGGCCAAGCAGGUGGCUCGUCACAAUGGCAUAACGAUAGAAACACUCUUGCAAUCGACUCUACUACUCCAAACUUCAUCGCAAAAAACAGGGGCCCAAAGUACCUCAAUAACAUCGGUGGUACUUACCAGCUCAUCGCUCCCUUGGCCACUAAGAGUCAAACCAAUAGCAACUUUACCAUGGGAACUGUGACUUUGAGCCAUCAAACCGACGGCACACGUUCCAUCAAAACCAAGCUGCGCGAACCGGUUGCCUUUCAACUUGAAGAGGGCAAGCUCAGCAUCGUGAUCAAGGGAUAUGAAGUUGUGGAACUGAUACAGGGAGAUGUGGUAUUUGUCCCAGGCAACACUGUCUUCACUUAUCAUGCUGUGGUGCCUUUCACUAAAUUUCUGUAUGUGAGUGGAGGCAAGGAUGGUUUCGACCAAACUUUACUGAAAGGAGCUAAGGCCUGGGACUAUGCCAGCUAUCCAGUGGCGUACACCGUUUCAUAA
Fusarium sp. VM40 is the source of this 1134-nucleotide messenger RNA. The record is from the annotation of a GenBank genome assembly. Lineage: Eukaryota; Fungi; Ascomycota; Sordariomycetes; Hypocreales; Nectriaceae.